GCACUGUCACACACACGAAGGGUUUAAGGAUAUCCCAAAACCCCAGGCCUCCGUUUCCCUCGUCUCUUAUCCUCUGCAUCUGCCAACAAAAAAUCAAAGCAAAGCAAUUGGGCGUGAAGGGAACCAAGACGGAUGAUUAUUCGCCGUUUUGCGUCGAUGCUCCAUCUUUGUAGACUGCCCUCUCCGCCUACUCGAUUCCUCUCCUUCACUUUUCAUUCUUCUUCCCCGCUUCUCAACUCCUCAUCUUCUCCUCUACGUUCGUCGACUUCUUCCCCCCGACUGUGUUUUUUUCGGCCAAAUCAACAUGGCAGGAGGCAUACCAGGGCAUUCGGAACUGCCGGAGUUGUCGCCCCAGCACACAGUGACACAUUCUUCGCUGACGACGCCGUUUCGUGGACAUCUCUCGGCGUAUCGGACCAGCUUUCGCGAGCUCUCUCCGAUGCCGGUCUCGACAGACCAUCUCUGGUUCAGGCUGCAUGCAUACCAAGUAUGCUCUCAGGGACUGAUGUGGUAGUUGCAGCAGAGACUGGUAGUGGUAAAACACAUGGCUACCUAGUUCCACUUAUUAAUAAGCUAUGCAAUGGACCUGGUGAUUCUGCAAAUGCUGAUGCUCAUGAAGGAUUUAAUCAGUUCCCUUCGUUCUCUCUUGUUCUUUGCCCCAAUAUAGCUCUAUGUGAGCAAGUGGUUCGAAUGGCUAACUGUCUUCGUGGUGAUAAUGAUGAGCCACUUCUCAGAACUGCAGCUCUCUGUGGGCGACAGGGUUGGCCUGUUAAAAGACCAGAUAUUAUUGUGUCAACACCAGCUGCUCUUCUGAAUUAUCUUAAAGCAAUUGACCCUGAAAAACGCCGCCGGUCUGAUUUUAUGCGUGGUGUAAAAUCUGUGGUGUUUGAUGAAGCAGAUAUACUUCUUUGUGGUAGCUUUCAGAACCAAGUUAUCCGUCUCAUAAAUUUGCUCCGUUUUGAUGAAAAGCUAUUGUCUCAGAUAAAAGGAUCUGUACCUGAAAGGUCAAUAGAAAUGGAUUCUGAUUCCCCAUCUCAUUUUGAUUUGGAUGAAGGCGAAGACCUGCAUAUUGAAAUCAUCCAGGAAGAGGAGGAAGAUGCUGGUGUUGAAGACUUCAGAGAGAAGAUUGAAGCAGGGGCCAUCAAGAGAAAAGACUGGAGGAGAGUAAGAAAAACUUAUAAGCGUAGUAAGCAGUACAUAUUCAUUGCAGCCACACUUCCCGUAAAUGGAAGGAAAACUGCUGGGGGAGUACUGAAACAGAUGUUUCCAGAUGCUAGUUGGAUCAGUGGGAAUUUUCUUCACUGUCAUAACCCUAGAUUGAAGCAGGAAUGGGUUGAAGUUACAGUUGAUACACAGGUAGAUGCACUAAUAAAUGCUAUGAACAGUGGUUCCAGAUCUAAAUUUCUAGAUUCUGGUGAUGGUGUUAGUCGUACAAUGGUUUUUGCAAAUACUGUUGUAGCUGUUGAAUCAGUGGCUAAGAUAUUGCAAGGAGCUGGAAUUGAGUGUCUUCGUUACCAUUGUGAUUGUUCUUUGGAGGAGCGCGCAGAGAUCUUAACUGAUUUUCAACAGAAAGGUGGUGUUCUUGUGUGCACUGAUGCAGCUGCUCGUGGUCUUGACAUACCUUAUGUUUCACAUGUUAUUCAGGCAGAAUUUUCCAAGUCUGCUGUGGAUUUUUUGCAUAGAACUGGUCGUACGGCUAGAGCUGGUCAAUUCGGACUUGUAACAAGCCUGUAUAAUGAAUCAAGUCGAGAACUUGUUGCUGCAGUCCGCCAAGCAGGGAAACUGGGUCAACCUGUGGAGGAAGCAUUUAGUAGAAAAAGGAGCUUUCGAAAGAAGCUCAAGAAGAGAGUAGGUUCCAGCAUGGUUAGAGUUAGGGAUGCAUCAUUUAUCAACAAUGGAGUUCUUGCUUAAUUCAAUGAGCUUUGGGAAUUUGGUUACAGCGAUGGACUGUAUGUCAAGUAUCAUCUGUUUAGGUGUUUUCAAACAUCAUAUGUUCAAGGACUAUAUAUCAAUUAUCAAUGCAGUUGAUGAAAGAUCACAUGCUGUUGUUUACCCCAAAAAAGGGAAAGAUUAUAUGCUGUCCUCUGUUUUUGUAGGACAGUAAUAGCUUGGUGAUGAUUCUUCCUGCAAUUUGCACAUGAUGGAUGCAUGGUCCAAGUUGAUGGAUGAUUUCAUGUGUUUGGCCCCUGCAUUUCCUCUUUGUGGCUGUGAUAAUUGGCCGUGGCAAAUGCGUCAAUGUGGAACAUUAAAAGUACCGGACUGCUAUUUGGAGCCACAGAAUUUAAGAUUCUGGGCAGACUGCAGUCUCAAUUGGAAUAGACUGGACUGGAAGGGGGACCAGACUGCAGUAGUAGUAAGCAAUUACAAAUGUUAUUGCAGCCACAGAAUUUAAGAUUCUGGGGAUUCUUUUAAAAAUUGUCAUGUCGAAAGAGCAUGAGACAUUAUACAUUGGUGGCCUAAAGCUUAAUGAUUAAAAGCAUUUAGAUCAUGUCGGUAUUGUGAAUCAAGUUUGUGCAGACUUUACAAUGCAGGUGGAACUAGAACUACAGGUUUUGAGUUGGGCAUGGUGACUCUUGAACCAUAGAUCUUGUUUUGAUUUGGGACCCUCUCAAAUAGAGCAUGAUAGUACGUGAUCAUGUUGUAGUAUACGUAUUGUUAUGUACCAUGUUGGAAUCUUUGAUGAACACGUAUUAUUCUAUGAAAGGUCAAUCAGAUAAUUGACUUGUGAGA
This is a messenger RNA of Malania oleifera, 2730 nucleotides long. Its product is annotated as DEAD-box ATP-dependent RNA helicase 22. The coding region runs from base 133 to 1911 and encodes 592 amino acids. Gene Ontology annotation, molecular function: ATP binding; RNA helicase activity; RNA binding. Gene Ontology annotation, cellular component: chloroplast. The transcript is spliced from 9 exons. NCBI's taxonomy places the organism in Eukaryota, Viridiplantae, Streptophyta, Magnoliopsida, Santalales, Ximeniaceae. The record is from RefSeq and is a predicted model, not a curated record.